UCGUUAGUGUUCGCCAGUGUUCGCCUAACUGUUGCAUCGAAAGCAUCGUGACAUCAAGUUCUAUAUUUUCUUCUGUAAUUAUUCUAUAGAAACGUACAACUGACGCAUGCGAGAAGCAAAACCGACGCAGGACAUUCUGGAACACGUCCAGAGAACAGGUUGUUUGGGCAGAAAACUCAAAAAUGAAUUGGCAAUGGUUCCACAUCUUUUUUCUAUCCUGCAUAGUUACAAGCACAAUUGCAGAACCGUAUUAUAGCAUAAUCGCUCCAAAAGUGGUGAGACCCGAUUCAGAAUAUCAUGUAGCAGUAAGUACCACCGGUGUAUCGACAACAUCGACGAUAUAUAUCGAACUGAAUGGAUUGUUCGACAAUGGGGAGACAUUUAAUGUUUCCCAAGUUACACGCGUGCAGCCGUAUUCUACAAGAAUAUUACGACUGGAGAUCGGGGACAUUGUACCUGGCAGGUAUCAAUUAAUUGCGCGUGGCUUAUCAGGAAUAGACUUUUCAACCUCAAAACCAAUCGAAUACAUUCACAAGAGUUACUCUGUCUUCAUUCAAACUGACAGAGCAAUUUACAAACCCGGAAACAAGGUCAUGUUUAGAUGCGUUUUAUUGAACUCUAGACUCAGACCUACGCUCACGAGAUUAAUAGAUGUCAACGUCGCGGAUGGAAAAGGAAACAGAAUUAAACAGUGGCUUCGUCCACCUAUAACGCACGGAAUCUUUAAUGGAGAAAUCGAAUUGUCCGAAUCGCCAGUUUUAGGUACUUGGAAAAUCAUGGCUAACGUCGGUGAUCAAAUUUUCGAAAAAGAAUUUGAGGUCGCCGAGUAUGUUCUUCCGAAUUUUGAAGUAACUAUCGACGCUCCUCAACAUUUUACGUUUAAAGAUUCAAAGAUCACUGCAACGAUUCGCGCGAAGUACACUUACGGUAAGCCGGUAAAAGGUGAGGCAACGGUUACAGCUUAUCCGGACAUUUUCUCUGGUGUCAUCCAACCAAUUUUUCAACAACCCGUGCGUAAGGUGAUUCCUAUCGAUGGAAAAGUGACAGUUGAGUUUGAUAUUCAGUCUGAACUUAAAUUAACCGAUGAAUUCGAAAGACCAGUUAUGAUUGAUGUGGCAGUGGAAGAAUCUCUAACUGGUAGAAGACAAAAUACUUCUAUGCAUAUAACGUUGCAUAAGUAUAAAUACACAAUGGAUUUGAUAAAAACAUCAGAAUAUUACAAACCUAAUCUGAAAUAUACAACGUUUAUAAAAUUAACAUACCAUGAUGGAUCACCAGUUCGAGAUAAGAAAAAUCCUGUUACAAUAAUGUAUGGAUACACUUAUAACCAAUCCGCCUAUACCAAUAUUACUCGUAUGCUAGAUGACAAUGGAAUGAUACAAUUAGAUUUCUAUCCACCGAAAAGCCAGGAUAACAUUUCGGUUCCUUUAAAUAUCGAAGCACAAUAUCUGAAUCUUCACGAGUGGUUCCCCUCUACAAAUCAAGCUAUGUCUCUGAGCAACGAAUACAUACAAGUUAUAUCGAAAACGGAGAAACCCACGGUCAAUCGAGAGGUCGAGAUGGAGGUAAAUUCUACAGUUCCGUUAAAAUAUGUUAGUUACGAAAUAUUUGGCCGAGGGGAUAUAUUGGAUGCUGGCUCUAUAUACGUACAAGACAAAUAUACGACAACGUUCAAGUUUUUGGCAACGUACGUUAUGGCGCCAACCGCGCAUGUAAUAGUAUACUAUAUCGCAAACGAUGGAGAAAUUAUAGCAGAUGCAUUGGACGUAGAACUCGAAGGAGUACUUCAGAAUUUUGUUGACAUUAAAGUAGCGCCCGAAGAAGUUGGACCAGGCGAGAAUGUUAAUUUAUUAAUUACUUCGAAACCAAACUCGUACGUCGGAUUAUUAGGCGUGGACCAAAGGUCCAUUUUGCUGAAGUCUGGCAACGAUAUUUCAUAUGAACAAGUAUACAAAGAGUUAAAAUCGUACGAUAUGGUACAGGAAUCGCCAUAUGCGGAUUCAGUUUUCGAUCGAUAUCUGUGGAGCCCUGGAUCAGCCACAGCAAACGAAGUUUUUAGCGAAAGUGGUGCUAUCAUUAUGACAAAUGGAUACGUUCAUGAAAAUACCGCACUUCGACAACCAGGAAUACUGGAUGGUAGAAUAACAGGCUCGCCUCAUGGGGCAUCUACACUUCGGCCAGACCUUGGUCCACCUGUUAUGCACAAACUAGCAACAAGACCACCGCUGGCAGGUCCUUAUGCCUUCUCUCGCAUCCCAAUUCCUGUCUGGAAUAAGCCCCGUGUUUUCCUAAUGCAUGACAUUUUAAACACCUGGCUUUUUACAAACUUCUCUUCAGGGUAUGACGGAAGGAACGAAUUGAAAAGAAACGUACCCGAUUCGAUCACAUCAUGGGUGCUAACUGCAUUUUCUGUGAAUGACGUUCACGGGCUAGGUCUCAUAGAAGAACCACGAAAGUUAAAGGUUUUUAGGCCAUUUUUCAUUGCCAUGGAUCUCCCUUACUCUGUGAUUCGAGGAGAAAUUGUUGCGAUACAAAUUGUAGUGUUCAAUUAUCUGAAUAAGGGUGUGGACGCUGAAGUUUUGCUGACGCACGAGGGUCAGUUCGAUUUUGCCGAAAUUUCCAAUGAGGUUCACGAUGUACCAAAGUUGGAAUUGUACCGGAAGAAGAAAGUCGAAGUGAAAGCUAAUUCUGGCGCCAGCGUAUCUUUCAUGAUAGUUCCCAGAGAUUUGGGAUAUAUCACAGUUAAAGCAACUGCGAAUAGCGUUUUAGCUGGCGAUAGCGUUGAGCGCAAACUACUUGUUAAAGCUGAAGGAGAAACACAAUACCUAAACAAAGCUACUUUCUUGGAUCUAAGAAGUAAAGCUACUGUAUCGACUAAUUUUACGAUUAAUAUACCUAAAAAUGCCGUACCAGGAUCUGAGCAUGUUGAAAUUUCUGCAGUAGGCGACAUCUUGGGUCCAAGCAUUCUGAAUCUGGCGAAUUUAAUUAAGUUGCCAGCUGGUUGUGGAGAGCAAAAUAUGUUGAAUUUCGUUCCGAACAUAAUGAUAUUAAAUUAUCUCAAAAAUACCAAUCAAUUAACACAAGCAGUGCAAGGUAAAGCUAUAAGGUACAUGGAAAUAGGCUAUCAAAGGGAGUUGACUUACAGACACGACGAUGGAUCGUUUAGUGCAUUUGGCAUGUCAGAUAGCAGUGGAAGCACAUGGCUUACUGCCUUUGUAGCAAAAGCUUUCAAACAGGCUAAGGAAUACAUUCCAAUUGAAGAUAGAAUAAUAGAUGAAGCUCUUCAGUGGUUAUCGAAUAACCAAGCUUCAAAUGGAAGCUUUCCCGAAGUAGGAAAAGUCAGUCAUCGCGACAUGCAAGGUGGAGCUGCAAAAGGUCUUGCAUUGACAGCAUUUACUCUUAUUGCUUUUCUCGAGAAUGCUAACUCUGAUGGUAAAUACAGAAAUACAAUAAAUAAAGGAAUCGAUUACAUUAUCCGCAACAUGAAUGACCUGGAUGAUACAUAUGCUUUGAGUAUCUGUACGUAUGCCUUAAAUUUGGCAAAGCAUCCAUACGAGGAAGCCGCAUUUAACUUGUUAGAAUCUAAAGCCAUGACAAAAGAAGAUCUUAAAUGGUGGAGUAAACCCGUUUUGAAAGAUGACAAAAAUCCAUGGUAUUCUCUACCGCGACCCGUUGAUGUCGAAAUGACGUCCUACACGUUGUUAACUUAUAUCGUACGUAAUAAUCCUAUCAGUGAUUCUAUAGCUAUAAUGAAGUGGCUCGUGAAACAACGAAAUGCUGAAGGUGGUUUUGCGUCUACACAAGACACCGUAAUUGGAAUACAAGCCUUAGCGAAAUUGGGUGAGAAACUAGCAACGAAAAAUAAUUCUGUAUCAAUAACAUUCAAGUACGAAGGUGGUGGACAGAGUCACAUGAAUAUCAAUCCUGAUAAUUCUAUGAUACUUCAGAAACAAGUGCUGCCCAGAAAAGCACGGUUAGUUAAUAUAACAGCCACUGGAAAUGGAUUCGCGUUGGUUCAAAUUUCAUUCCAAUACAAUUUGAACGUAACUGGAGCGUGGCCACUCUUUACCUUGGACCCUCAAGUUGAUAAGAACUCUAAUGCCAAUCACUUGCAACUUUCUAUUUGCUCUAGAUUCGUCCAAACUAAAGAAGCAAAUGAAAGUAAUAUGGUUGUGAUGGAAGCUACUUUGCCAUCUGGUUUUACUGUGGACAGAGAUUCGCUACCGAGUCUUGAGGUAUCGCAAAACGUGAAACGUGUAGAAACCAAGAAUGGAGAUACAGUAGUGAUAUUAUACUUCGACAAGAUGGAUAGGCAAGAAUAUUGUCCUACAGUAUCUGCAUUCAGAACACACAAAGUGGCAAAACAGAAACCAGUACCAGUUUCCAUAUAUGACUAUUAUGAUUCGUCAAGAAGAGCAAGAGUAUUUUAUGAACCUCGGAAGGCUACGCUUUGUGAUAUAUGCGAAAAUGAGGACUGUGAAGAUUUAUGUGUUUCACAACCAAGUAACCAACAACAGUCUCCGCAGUCUAUUGCUUCAAACAUGCCUACUUGCCUUUAUCUACACUUUUUACUUACACUCUUCUGCAUUAAGUAUUUCGAGUACUUGUAAUUAUAGCUUUCUAGAAAUUAUGUAUAGCUUCAUUAAAAAGUACAACAAUAGUUUUGUAUAAACUUGCAACCAAAGUACAGCAUAUGCAAGAAUUAUUAUUUAACACUUAAGUAAAACUAAUUCGAAAUAUUUCAAAUCAAUGAUUGGCAUUUUUUAAUUUCGCAUUAAGUAACGUAUAAGUACACUCGAAAAUGUUGUGUAUUAAGAAAUCAAGUAUAAAUUAAUUUUUGUUGUAUAUUGAUAUUUUUAAUGUUUCAGUAAAUAUACCUUAUUGUUAUUUAUGAUA
Hylaeus volcanicus is the source of this 4896-nucleotide messenger RNA. Its product is annotated as CD109 antigen-like. Gene Ontology annotation, molecular function: endopeptidase inhibitor activity. The record is from RefSeq and is a predicted model, not a curated record. NCBI's taxonomy places the organism in Eukaryota, Metazoa, Arthropoda, Insecta, Hymenoptera, Colletidae. Gene Ontology annotation, cellular component: extracellular region. Bases 183 to 4610 code for a protein of 1475 amino acids. The transcript has 28 exons.